Molecule: messenger RNA, 2877 nt
Organism: Tripterygium wilfordii
Lineage: Eukaryota; Viridiplantae; Streptophyta; Magnoliopsida; Celastrales; Celastraceae
Exons: 9
Coding region: 805-2568 (587 amino acids)
Source: RefSeq, a predicted model, not a curated record
GCUAAUAGCAUUAAAACUUUGUUGCCUGAUAGUAAUAUAAAAUCAAAACCAAAAUCAAGCCACAAGGAUCAGAAUACAGACAGCAAGUUUUGAUCAUGACAUUAUUUCUGCAUUAUUUGUUUCAUUGUAAGUUGUAACAUCGUCUGGGUAAGCCAUCGGCGUCGAUGUUAACAUCACGCAAAUGGCGCAAGUUAACCCUGUUACAAGGUGUUUUUUUUUUUAUUUUUGUUCAGUGUAAAGCUGACUAUAUAAACACGCGAUUAAUUUCGGUUUGAUGUCAACAAAUUUAGCAAAAAUAAUUAUUAACAUGGGCUUGUGAUCCUCAAUUUUGAUGUAAGCAAACCCUUGAUUUUGUUCAAAAAAUUAAAACCCGUCAUCCAUUCACAAACCCUAGAUCAUUAUUCUCUUCUACAAAUUUUGAAAACGCUUUUUUUUUUUCACACCCAUUUGUAACUGAUAUAUCUAUAUAUAUUAGCGUCCAUUUCAAAUUUUCAACAGUGAAUCGCUACUUGAUUUGUGGAAACAUAUUGCAUUGAUUUUUCUUCUCGUUUCCGUAUUUGCCCAAUCUAUCUUUCCGUGUUUGCCCAAUCUAUUUGAAAUUCUGAUUCAAGGGAGCUUUGAUUCAGUGAAAUUCAGAGGUGCCCAAGAAGUUGGGGCCAAAUCGGUGAAUUGGGUGUUCAUCCGUUUCUAGUUUUAGCGAUUAUUUACUGUUGAAUUGUUGAAUCACUGACUUGCACAAAUCAAAGAAACAGGGGGUGUGAAUAAGAGGAAGAUGAGAGGGGUGCUUUUGAUUUUAGGGAGACAAUGACUGGAGGGUGGUCGGGGAUCCGGUCUGGUAGUUAUGGGUCAUUGGAUAAACAGUUGCAAAUCUACGGCAACGGUGUACUACCAGUCCAGACGACAACACGCAGUAAACCUCCAAAAAUGCUCAAGGAGAAGGAAAGAUUGUUCCAUUGGAUCUGCAAGUUUGCCGGUCGCAGGAAGGUUGGGAUGCUGCUUCUUUGUAUAGUCUCGGCCGCAGUUUUUGUCUGGGUUUUGUAUGUAGGGAAAGGUGAAGAUUCACAGGAUGGUGAUCGCAUUAAUAUUGUGCUCAAUAAUGGCAGUUCGUUUAUAACUUAUCUCAGUGUUUCACAAACAAACAGAGAGCAAACUAAUAGCGUGGACAGCAAAACUUCUAUUAUCAGAAAAGCCUUUGAAAAUUUUGCUUUAUCCCCUCCUCCUCCUCAAUAUUUUAUCGGGUACACUCUUCCACAGGGGCAUCUAUGUAAUAAUUUUACUGUACCGCCACCUCCAGCAGAUAAAAAGAGAACUGGACCACGCCCAUGUCCUGUAUGCUACCUACCUGUGGACGAAGCCAUUGCCUUAAUGCCAGAGGCUUCAUCAUUUUCUCCUGUGCUUAAAAAUCUUACUUAUAUCUAUGAGGAGAAGUUAAAUAGAGAGACAGAAUUUGGGGGCUCAGAGUUUGGUGGAUAUCCUUCUUUGAGCCAAAGAAGUGAUUCUUAUGAUAUAAGAGAGUCAAUGAGCGUGCACUGUGGAUUUGUCAAAGGAAUUAAACCUGGUCACCAGACUGGAUUUGACAUGGAUGAUUCUGACCUUCUUGAGAUGGAGCAGUGCCGUGGUGUGGUUGUUGCAUCGGCAAUAUUUGGAGCUUUUGAUUUGAUACAGCAGCCUAGUAAUAUCAGUGAAUAUUCCAAGAAGACCGUCUGUUUCUUCAUGUUUGUGGAUGAAGAAACAGAAGCAUAUUUGAAGAACAAUAGUGGGUUGGACAACAAGAAGAGAGUUGACCUGUGGAGACUUGUUGUUGUUCAUAAUCUUCCUUACACAGAUGGAAGACGCAAUGGCAAGAUUCCGAAGCUUCUUGUGCAUAGGAUGUUUCCUAAUGCCCGCUAUUCCCUAUGGAUUGAUGGAAAACUGGAGCUUGUUGUUGAUCCAUAUCAAAUUCUUGAAAGGUUCCUCUGGAGAAAAAAUGCAACUUUUGCGAUUUCUAAACAUUAUAAACGCUUUGAUGUGUUUAUUGAAGCUGAGGCAAAUAAAGCAGCUGCAAAAUAUGAUAAUGCUUCUAUUGACUUCCAAAUUGAGUUUUACAAAAAAGAGGGCUUGACACCUUACUCUGAGUCUAAGUUGCCCAUUACUAGUGAUGUUCCUGAGGGAUGUAUUAUAAUAAGGGAGCAUGUCCCCAUCAGCAACCUUUUUACAUGUCUUUGGUUCAACGAAGUCGAUCGCUUCACUUCCCGAGACCAAAUUAGUUUUUCCACUGUGAGGGACAAGAUUAGGGCUAAGACUAAUUGGACUGUCAAUAUGUUCUUGGACUGCGAAAGGCGCAACGUUGUCGUUCAGAAAUACCAUAGAGACGUAUUAGAACGCCUGAGAGCACCCGCCAUUCAUCCCUCUCCAUUACCACCAGUUUUGGUUAAUGCAUUGCCAGUGAAAUUGUCAGCUGAUACUUCCCCCGAAAGGGCUGGACCGCCUCCUCCUCCUGCCCGGAAGCUCCCCAGGCGUGUUAGGGAUAGGAAGUCUGGCUCAAGGCGCCACCGAAAAAUUGUUGCUGGUGCCACUGAUUCCGGUUAAAAAAUUUAUGAGACCCGGGUAUCAUUCUUUUUCCUUCCCCUUCUUUUCCAAAUUAUUCAUUGCGGGGACGAAACAUACGUGCAAGAAGAGGAGCGUCGGAGUUCUGUUUCUAUAGGAACACAAUCUCAAUUUUUAUAAGUUGGGGCAUCUGUCAAUUAUGGUUCAAUUUUUUGUUGUAUAUAUUUUCAUUCCAAUAAACAACACAUGGUUUGCCAGAAUCCUUAUUAUGGGGAAAACAAGCCAUUGUUGUAGCAACUGUUGUAUCCGAACCUCACUUGUCUAAUACCUAUAUUUCAAGUUUAAACAUCA